Messenger RNA from Drosophila elegans, 657 nucleotides. RefSeq lists its product as uncharacterized. Gene Ontology annotation, molecular function: sterol binding. The record is from RefSeq and is a predicted model, not a curated record. Gene Ontology annotation, biological process: sterol transport. The transcript is spliced from 3 exons. The coding region runs from base 48 to 566 and encodes 172 amino acids. Lineage: Eukaryota; Metazoa; Arthropoda; Insecta; Diptera; Drosophilidae.
UUUAAUUAACUCUGGCCAAAGAUUAAAGGAGCUUCCCCGUUUAAAAAAUGCUGCGAAUCGUUGUAACUUUUGCCUUAAUUCUGGCUUCAGUCAGUGCCACCACUGUACAGCAGUGCAAGAACAAGCCGUUGCCACUGGACGUUAAGAUUCAGGAUUGCGAUGUGCCACCGUGCAUUGUCUACAAAGGAACCAUUGCUGUAAUGGAGGUGCACUUCCUGGGCAAUAACAACAAUAUCAAGAGCAUCACUGCCACCACAACGGCCAAGGUUUUGGGCAUGAAUCUGCCGUAUGACCUUCCCGAAGAGGUGUCCAAUGUGUGCCGAAACCUCCUGUAUGGCGCCAUGUGCCCCAUUGACAAGGACGAGGAUGUCACCUACCAGUUCAACUUCUACGUGGAGCCUGCAUUCCCGGAAAUUACGGCGGAUGUCACUGUAACGCUAAACGAUGCCCAGAACGAACCGAUCACCUGCUUUGUCGUGAGCUGCAAGCUCCGGAAGGGAGCAACUGCAUCGCAACGGGACGAAUACCUUUUGGACUGGACGAAUCCGAGUGCCAUCUCCGAAUAAGCAUACGAUGUACGCAAUACCACCGAUUUUGGCCGACUGAUUAUUCCACCUUAUUUGCCGAAUAAUAAACUCAAAACUCUUGCAGCGAUAA